Messenger RNA from Staurois parvus, 531 nucleotides. The record is from the annotation of a GenBank genome assembly. Lineage: Eukaryota; Metazoa; Chordata; Amphibia; Anura; Ranidae.
GAAUGCAGGGUCCGGGAGAGCGGAUAUAGUGAAUGCAGGGUCCUGGGAGACCAGAUAUAGUGAAUGCAGGGUCCAGGGAGACCGGAUAUAGUGAAUGCGGGGUCCUGGGAGACCAGAUAUAGUGAAUGCAGGGUUCUGGGAGACCAGAUAUAGUGAAUGCAGGGUCCGGGGAGACCAGAUAUAGUGAAUGCAGGGUCCGGGGAGACCAGAUAUAGUGAAUGCAGGGUCCUGGGAGACCAGAUAUAGUGAAUGCAGGGUCCGGGAGACCGGAUAUAGUGAAUGCAGGGCCCGGGGAGAGCGGAUAUAGUGAAUGCAGGGUCCGGGGGAGACCGGAUAUAGUGAAUGCAGGGUCCAGGGAGACCGAUAUAGUGAAUGCGUGGUCCGGGGAGAGCGGAUAUAGUGAAUGCAGGGUCCAGGGAGACCGGAUAUAGUGAAUGCAGGGUCCAGGGAGACCAGGAUAUAGUGAAUGCAGGGUCCGGGGAGACCGGAUAUAGUGAAUGCAGGGUCCGGGAGACCAGAUAUAGUGAAUGC